Messenger RNA from Cyanistes caeruleus (blue tit), 3095 nucleotides. It is a transcript of the gene PRORP, whose product is annotated as protein only RNase P catalytic subunit. Gene Ontology annotation, cellular component: mitochondrial ribonuclease P complex; mitochondrion. NCBI's taxonomy places the organism in Eukaryota, Metazoa, Chordata, Aves, Passeriformes, Paridae. Gene Ontology annotation, molecular function: protein binding; ribonuclease P activity. Gene Ontology annotation, biological process: tRNA 5'-leader removal; mitochondrial tRNA 5'-end processing. The record is from RefSeq and is a predicted model, not a curated record.
AAAGCUGGGGGUUCUGCGGUGCGGCCGAACCGGGUCCGCGGGGCACCGAGACGCAGAACUCUGCGGGUUCUCCCCCUGAGGCGGACCAGCCUGCGGUCCUCCCGGAAAUCCCCUGACUUGGACAAAGGCAGGAAGAAAAACCCCGUGCUUUUUGUGCAGCUGCGUCAACUUUGCCUUUCUGCGUACAACAUAAGCAGUACACAUCAUUGCUGUAACCAGCAAACAGGAAUCAUAAUACGCAAAACAUCUUCUCUAGAAAGAAAGAUAACUCUCAUUUUGGAUGAUCAUCGUCACAGUCCAAGAGACUGAUUUUUGUGAAAAAAGAUUUUACCAUUUUUUAUGUCUGUAAGAGACAAAAAGGACUCACAGAACAAGCCAUUGGAAACAGAAGCUUAUACAGCUUGACAUUUCUUGGGCUUUUAUUAAUGAACAUCCCCAUGCAAACUGUAUUUUUCAUUUUAUAACUUUAUCAGAUACAGUGAGCUAAUUGUGAGGUAAUUUUGUUUUGUGAUGGCACUCCUUUCUCAAACUAGUCAGCAGGGUUUUCAGGCUUUGCUAUGGAAAUGUCACAUGUUCUGGCCUGUUUCAAGAUGUCAGCAGCUGUUUGCUGCCUCUUUCAGCAUCCCUAAUAGGGAAAAAAUUAACUAUUUCAGUUUUAUGACAUCUUCCAGCACUGCAUUACCUGUGGACCCCAAAGAAACUGAUGUUUUACCUACCAAGAAAAGGUCUGAAAUUGAUUGCAAAGAAGGAAAAGGAUGGGAUGAGGAGACUAAAGAAAUACCUGAAGGGAAAUUCCACUUUUCUUCCUCUGUUGGAGCUGCAAAGAAAUGGUCAAUGAGUCAUGGUCUGUCAAGGCAUAAGUUUAGCAAUGUACAACCUCCAGAAAAACCUUUACAGGCUGAGGAAUGGAACAAACUAAAGGAAGAUUUCCGAUUACCUGAAAUAUUUGAGGAGGUGAUGCUGAACAGUAUGAUCAGGUGCAACAGCCCCAUUGAUGUGGCCAAGUCCUUGCUGACCCACGUGGCAAAGCGUAAUGGUGACAUUGCAUACAAUGUGUUGGUCAAAUACCUGACACUCUGUGUCCAACAGGGACAGGUUUCAGAAAUCUGUGACGUGUAUGACAUAAUGAAAGCCAGGUUUAAGAUUUUAGAAAGUGGGGCUUACAACCUUCUAGUCAAGGGGUUGAGCAAUUCAGAUCAAUGGAGAAUGGCCUUGACUCUUUUGGAAGAAGUGAAAAAGAUUAUGAUUCCAUCACGGACGUGCUACGAGUCUUGUAUCAAAGCAGCCAGCCGUCACCAAGAAAUGAAACUCGCCUUUGAACUGUACAAUGAAAUGUUGGCUAAAGAUGUGGUCCCAACCUUGGAUGUCCUGCAGUCGUUUUUUGACUACAGCAGGGGUAUGAAAAGUGCUGAGUUACAAAAAGAGCUCUUUGGUAUCCUCUUAUAUUUGAGAGAGAACCAAAUAUACCCUCACAAAACAUUUAUGCGGAGUAUAAAGCUAUGGUUUGAAAGUGUACCAGGAGGGAACUGGAGAGGACACCUGACCAGCAUUAAAGACAGUGGACAAUGCCCAGUUUGCAAGCAUCAGCUGGAGGACAGUAACCUCAGUGAAGAGGAGUACAGUAAUCUCAGUGAGAGAAUAAUAAGGGAUGUGAUACAUGGAACUGACACUUUUAGAAAAACAAGUCCAAAGGAAUUUGAGGCCUUUCAAGCAUUUGUGGAAGAUCGACUUCCGUUUGAUAUUGUUAUUGAUGGACUCAAUGUUUCCCACAUAAAAUCCAGAAGGAUGCAGUGUGAAAAUCUGUUUGAUGCUGUCAACUGCCUGGCAAAAGAGAAUGCCCGGUUGCUUGUGCUGGGCCGCAAACAUAUGCUGAUGAACUCUUCAAAUUGGAAAAGAGAAAUUAUGAAGGAGAUGCAGAAUAAGGCAGACUUCUUCUUUGCUGAAAAUAUCUCUGAAGAUGAUGCCUUCUUGUUAUAUGCCACUCUCCGAUCAGGCAAGCAUUGCAGGUUUGUUACUAGAGACUUCCUGCGGGAUCACAAGGCUUGUCUCUCCGACAGUCUGACACGUCAUCUGUUCCGUAAGUGGCAGCGUGGCCACCAGAUAGUGUUCUCUUCUGCAGAAGGAAGGAGUAUAAAUUUUUUGCCUGCUUUACAUUAUGACUGUGUGGUACAGACUACAGGUGAUACAUGGCAUAUUCCCUAUAAAGACGUUUAUGAGGAAAAAUAUUCAUAUCAAGUACCAAGAAAAUGGCUCUGCAUUCAACAGAAAUUAUGAAGAAUGUAACUGGACAAGCUGAAGCUGCCUUUCUUGUAAUCACUGUUGCUGGCUAGGAGAGCUCAGCAGGACAAUUAUGGGAUUAAUGUGUGAGGUGUGUAACUGAAGAAAACUGAGUGACUGCUUUUGCCAAAAUCAUUCCUGCAUACAUCUCUUAACAUCACUGGUGGUCCAGUGAAGGUGAAUUAGGUCCAUUAUUUCCAUUUUUACUGGCAGUUUCCGUAAUUUGAAUUAAACCUUGAUUUUUCCUGUUGGAAUUAUUGUUUAGGCAUUUUUAUCUUUUAUUUUUUCUCAAGCUUUUCAUCUACACUGAAAUGUAUAAACUCUGUACAUUGAAGAAAUUAAGCAAGACUUGCAAAGUACCUUCAGAGUUUGUGGUGCUGACCUUGUGCAAGAGUGUUGCACAAUGUCUGCCUCUAUUCAGUGGAGCUAAGGGGGACAGAUGGUACAUUUACCAUUUGCCAGACACACACAGAACUAAGACUUCCUCACUGUAAUUAGAAUUUGUUUGAUCUCAUAGAAUGCAAGAGAUUGGUUAGAAGAACACAUAGCAAUCAUUUGUUUGGAAGAAUAAGGAAAUAACCAGUGGAAUGUUUUGUGGCUCUUUCACACUCCUAAAUUUGCCCUUUCUGACAGUAUUUGGCAUCACUACAAUAGUUUGCUGAUGGAAGUGCAUGGACUUUUUAAAUGAAAAGGAUAGACAGAAAUUCUUAAAGACAAUAAUAGGACAAAAUUGAUUCUUGUACAUUUCUAUAAAAUCUAUCUGGAGUUAUAAAGCAAAAAAAAACCUGUAUUAAUUACAGAAGAAGUGUUUUAAGUUA